GUAGCAGCGAGGAAUCGAGACCUGGGGGCGGGGAUCCUGGAAAGUUGGGAGUGAAGAAACCAAGACCGAAGGCUUCGUCGCCCAACCGACAGGGACCACAGCAAUGCCAGGUCUGCGGGAAGGUGUUCAACAACGCAUCGGCGCUCACGAAGCACAAGCUGACGCACAGCGACGAGAGGAAAUACGUGUGCACGAUGUGCGGCAAGGCGUUCAAGCGGCAGGACCACUUGAACGGACACAUGCUGACGCAUCGAAACAAGAAGCCGUACGAGUGCAAAGCGGAAGGAUGCGGCAAGUCGUAUUGCGACGCGAGGAGUCUGAGGAGGCACACGGAGAAUCAUCAUGCCGGUAGCAAGGUGAACGAGAGCGUUAGUCCUAGCAGUCCAACCACUGGCCCUCAUACACCCAACACACCAGGAAGCAAUCCCAGCACACCCAGCACACCAGGUGCAACAUCGACACCGAAUGGCCACGGGCAUCCGGCCUUGAAGCAACUGCUCGCCACGGAACCGACACAGGCGCAACAGCAAAAGAGUGCCACAUCGCCUGGUGCCAGCAACGAUGGCCUCACCAAGCAGCAACUCGAGCUCAUUCAACAGAUCAUGCAGCAAACGCAGCAGCAGCAACAACAACAACAGCAGCAAAUAUCCGCGCAGCAGCCACAACAGCAACGCAACAAUUCGUCAACCACAGUCACAGCGCAGAUUCAAAAAACGCAGAAACCGUCCGUCAAGUCCACAACGUCAUCUGGAAGCGUUUCAAAUAAUUCUGGAAGUUCGAAUGCAACCAACAACGCGAGAUCAAGCCCGAAACCCAAGGUCUGGAGCCACGUGCAGCAUCAUCAUCAUCAUCAUCAACAUCAACAUCAGACGCAUCUGGAGCAGCAAUACCAGCAGCAGCAGCAACAGUUCCAGGCGCGGCAAGGGCAGCAGUACAGUCAGCAGCCCUAUCAGCAUCAUGCGCAUCAUCAGUAUCCGCAACAGUAUCCGCCGGAUUAUCUCUAUCGGUUCUCGUUGCAGGUAAAUAAUGUUCCGUCGGGCACGAGUGCCACGGCGAUCUACUAA
Molecule: messenger RNA, 1064 nt
Organism: Eufriesea mexicana
Lineage: Eukaryota; Metazoa; Arthropoda; Insecta; Hymenoptera; Apidae
Product: zinc finger protein squeeze
Exons: 5
Biological process (GO): regulation of transcription by RNA polymerase II
Cellular component (GO): nucleus
Molecular function (GO): RNA polymerase II cis-regulatory region sequence-specific DNA binding; DNA-binding transcription factor activity, RNA polymerase II-specific
Source: RefSeq, a predicted model, not a curated record